Ciona intestinalis (vase tunicate) is the source of this 1292-nucleotide messenger RNA. NCBI's taxonomy places the organism in Eukaryota, Metazoa, Chordata, Ascidiacea, Phlebobranchia, Cionidae. The record is from RefSeq and is a predicted model, not a curated record.
UAACAUUUAUUGGCGGUUUAAAAGCAAAAUAUGGACGCCGAUUUUGAUAUAGACGAACCUAGAACUCGGCCCAAAAAAGGCAGAAGGGCUCGGGGGAGCCCACAAGAUCAAGCUGUUAAACAAGAGUCUCAACAGUCACCCAUGGUGACCGAAAAACCGUCACGAAAAUCUUCUGCCGCACGCCCCUCUCGGCGGCAGACGGGAUGGGACACCAGUGCUCCUUCUGAGGACAUUUUGGACUCCAGGCUCCUCCAAACAGGAGCAGAGAGUCCGGAAGCAGAAGAGGAUGACCUCCAAGCGAUUCCGGAUUUAGACGAAAUUCAAGACGAUGACAUGGAAAAUGAAAUCGCUGCUCCGCCAUCUGCGAAUUUUGCCGCAAUGGCUACAUACAAAGAAUUGGAUAACGACCUUAUGAAUCGAUCAGCAUUUCGAAUUCUAGAUGGCAUAGACCUAAAACUGCUGACUAAGCAUUUAUCUGCUGAAAACGAGGUCAAAAUUGAAAAGGAUACAGUUUGGGAAUGGGAAAAAAUCUUCGCGGACGUCUCUUCUUCGUUAAAAGGGAAAAAAAUCAACAAAGAACCGUCUGUGUCGGAGCAAGGGGACAGAAUUGUAUGAUUUAUAAAUGGGAUUGGGCAAAAUGAUCCAAUUUUGUUUGAAAACUGAUUUUUUUAUUUUUAAAAAGGAUUGGGGAAAAUGGUCCAAUUUUGUUUUAAAACUUAAAUUUCUGAAUUUUUGCCCAAUUUUGUAAUAAAUCUGUUAUGUAAGUACAUUAUUUAAACCUAGUUGCAACAUUAAUAGUAUUCCGAUAUUUCUGCUAAUACAAAGUAAUAAAAAAACUGGAAUUAAAAUAAGUUCUGGUUUAUAAAAUGUUAAUUGUAUUCUGUUAUUUCUGCUAUAGAAUUGGGAUUAAUUUUCCACAGUGCAAAAAUAUCUAUUCUAUUAGUAAUACAAAGCCCUAAAUUAAAACCAGUUCUGGUAUAUAUUAGUGUGGGGAAGAUGGGACAGCUUUUCAUUGACAGAAAAGGACUUUAUUAUUAAAGUUUUGGGGUAACUUGUGCAGUGUACAGGGAAGUAUUCUUGUUUUAUGAAAUAUGUAAAAUAUAUGUUGAUUUCUUUAAAUUUGGCCCGUUUCUCCUGUUUAUAAUAUGUUGCUUUUAUGUGUUACAUAAAGCUGCGAUUAAAUAUAUAAAGUUUUAUAAAAGAAAAUUUUGUGUUAUUUACAUAUAUGUAUAUAUAUUGUUGUAAUGUGGUAUUUAGCGUAAAUGGGACAAAAUAUAUUUCAGUUACUCGUU